Messenger RNA from Paracoccidioides lutzii Pb01, 822 nucleotides. RefSeq lists its product as hypothetical. Bases 1 to 822 code for a protein of 273 amino acids. The record is from RefSeq and is a predicted model, not a curated record. The transcript has 2 exons. Gene Ontology annotation, cellular component: ribonuclease MRP complex. Gene Ontology annotation, molecular function: rRNA primary transcript binding. Gene Ontology annotation, biological process: nuclear-transcribed mRNA catabolic process, RNase MRP-dependent; maturation of 5.8S rRNA from tricistronic rRNA transcript (SSU-rRNA, 5.8S rRNA, LSU-rRNA).
AUGAAAAUGAACCCUCCCCCCUCCCGUUCAACCUCCUCCCCCCCAAAACGAAAAAAACAAUCUAUGUCGCCCUCCCGUACUCUCAUUGCAACCCACACAUCCCUCCACCUUCUCUACCACCGGAACAAGAACCAGCACGGGGCCGCGAAGUGGUGGAAAUGGCUCGCUAUGCUGAAGCGGUCGAUGGCGGAGCUGGUAGCGCUGGUGAGGAGGUAUGAGCGGUAUGGCGAUGAGUAUGAUGAUGAUGAUGGAUUUCGAGCCAAAGUGCUGGAGAGGAUGCGAUAUGUGCAUUUUUGGAUUGUGCCGAGGUGUUAUGUCGCCUUUUCCACUGUCGUUGCAGACACCCAAUUUACCUCUAUGGGUAUCGUGCUCCUCGCAACUCUGGCACAGGCUGCCCAGGCCGUUGCGCAGGCAGGCGAGAAUCAAUCACCAGCGGCCAACCAUGCCCUGGAGGCCGGAGCCAGUAACGCACCCGCUACAACUACUAAUCCCGUAUCCGCCACUCGCGAUAAGCAUGCCAGCGUCGAUUUUGGCGAGGUGGUGAAGAGAACGGUUUAUGUCCCUUGUACGACAGACUCUGUAGAGAAAGCAGGGUCUGAUAGUAAGAAAGGGAGGGGGAAAGGGAAGAGUCCUAUUAUUCCGGUGGCUGCUAUUGAUGGAAGGGAAGGAGAGGGUUUGAAAGAGGGAUCUAAUUGUGAGGUUUCAUCGGUGCGGUUGGGUGAGCACGAGGAAGAAGCAGUGCGGCAGAAGAGGAAGAAACCGAAGACGAAGAGGAAAAAGAGGAAAGGGGAUGCGAUUGAUGAUAUUUUUGGCGAUUUGUAG